This is a messenger RNA of Colossoma macropomum (tambaqui), 2720 nucleotides long. It is a transcript of the gene zic6, whose product is annotated as zic family member 6. The transcript has 2 exons. The record is from RefSeq and is a predicted model, not a curated record. Gene Ontology annotation, molecular function: DNA-binding transcription factor activity, RNA polymerase II-specific; RNA polymerase II cis-regulatory region sequence-specific DNA binding. Gene Ontology annotation, cellular component: nucleus. Gene Ontology annotation, biological process: central nervous system development; regulation of transcription by RNA polymerase II. Bases 229 to 1788 code for a protein of 519 amino acids. Lineage: Eukaryota; Metazoa; Chordata; Actinopteri; Characiformes; Serrasalmidae.
GUUAUUGCCACAAAUCAAGAGGGCAAAGUGAACGGCAUGGGACUCGCACCGGCUUUAACGAACUCGGGUCCGAUUCGUGCGUCCGCGACGUUCACGGCCGAGAGCUGCACGUGCAGAUGAUACACGGGCAGGGCCAAUGGGGGACAAGGUUUUGUAGGUAAACCUCGAGCGUGAAGAGGUUCGGUUGCUUUUGCAGACCCACAGCCAAACUUAGCACCAAUAACAACAAUGACAAGCCUGUCGAGGUUUAGUGGCUGCCCUCUUUCUUGCGUCAACCCUGGGGAGAGCAAUACUGAACCCAGUGUGGUGCUGCCACCUUUGGCAGGGGAGCACAUGGGGCACCCCACUGGCACUUCCUUAAAACUCUGCCCCUCGCACAGUCUGCGAGACUACCCCGAGACGAGGGCCACUGCGUAUGUUGACCACUCGAUCCCCCACUUUCCAGACACUGGAUACACCAGCCACCGCUUAGAAGCCAGUCCUAGGGGCAUUAUCAUUGGGACAGGUCUGUCAGGAGCAGGCAUGCCACCCGUGGCCGAUCAACUGGCGCCGAGACCCAACCAACAUGGCGCUAUUGGAAGGCACCGUGACCUCCACGGCUAUAGAGAUGGCAGAAGCCACGCGUUCUUCGCCACCUACCAAGAGCAGGCCCACGGCUCCGCGGACGCCGCGCGAGACCUCAGCAGCCAGGUCAUGCUGGGUCUUCCAGGAGAGAUCCUCUCGCGCGCGCACCCGUACGGGCAGGCGCACGGCGGCCCUCGGGCCAACGGCCAGCAGCUGGUCACCCAGUUCUUGGGGCUCUACAAGCCGCUGAACAUGGCCGUGCAGCGGGGAGGGGGCGACGCGUUCCUCAGGUGCUCCAGGCAGAACCUCGCACACGAGCUGGUGUGCAAGUGGCGGGACGGCCAAGAAGGCGCUGGCAAGCCGCCAUGUGCCAGGACCUUCGGGACCAUGUACGAACUUGUCACACAUGUGACGAUCGAGCAUGUCGGGGGACCCGAGCACUCCGACUACGUGUGCCACUGGGAGAACUGUCCCAGAGACAGGAAGCCCUUCAAAGCCAAAUACAAGCUGGUCAACCACGUCAGAGUGCACACGGGGGAAAAGCCCUUCCCCUGCCCUUUCCACGGAUGUGAGAAAGUUUUCGCCAGAUCCGAAAACCUCAAGAUUCACAAGAGAACACACACAGGUGAGAAACCGUUUAAAUGCGAGUUUGAGGGCUGCACUCGGAGGUUCGCGAACAGCAGUGACCGGAAGAAGCACUCGCACGUGCACUCCAGCGAUAAGCCCUACACGUGCAAGGUCAGAGGCUGCGAGAAAUGUUACACGCACCCCAGCUCCCUGAGAAAGCACAUGAAACUCCAUUGCAAGGCCUACGUUGGCAAAAUGGGCGAGGACGGGGAGCACCUUGGCCGGGCCGGCUCUCCCGAGGUGACUGAACAGCAGGACGCGUCCUCCUUGCCGCCCGUCCCCUCUCAAGAGCCCCCGUCCCCCGAGGCCCUGAGCGAGCCGGCCCUGAGGCCUCGCUUCCAUCACACGUUUGACAACAGCUUGGACUACACGGCGCACAGGCCGCAGUCCCUUCUGGACCCUUUGCUGAUACACCGGGGCAAUUACAGACCCGAAACUGGCCAGUACCCGUGUAGCCAAGCGAGCCCCACUCUCGCCCCUAGCCACAGGACCUUCUCACCCCACUCACCUUUCCAAAAGAGUCUCGUGAACGGUUGGUACACGUGCCAUGGUGGCGUGGAGACUUUCUCGUCCAAGCAGUGUAAUAAUGAUGUAUGAUGUGCGCUCGGGAAAUUGAAGGGGUGGGUUUUGGGGUCAUUUAAACUCGGAUUCAACAUAUAAGGCAGCAUGACAGUAUGGAGAGACCUUUGGUGUCAAAUUGUCCUAUAUGUCAGCUGUCUGUAUAGCAUAGUGCAAUUUGUUUGCUGUGAGCUUUAUCUGUUGUACAUGACAGUUAUUGGUGUAUUGGUGGGCUUGAAUUGUGUUAGUGAUGUUCUUUAACUGAAGGUAGAGUACUUACUCCACCCUUCACUGGACUUGAAGUAUUGUUAGAUAUUAGUCUAUACACGCUCUUUCUCUUCCUAUUCAUAAUAUAUAGUCUAAAUAUUUUAUGAGACGAAGGAUAUAUAAUAUGGUCGUAAGUUUACGUUUUUUGUCUGUAUAAGAGGUUUUUAACCACAACGUGGAGGUCACGAGGCCUUUUAAGGAGAGGCAGAUAUCUUAUGUGUUACAAUGAGAAACUAAAGGGAAUUAUAAUUUAGACUCACUCAACUUCUAUCUCUAAAAAGAACUUUUUUUUUUUUAGUGGGAGGCUCGUGCAUUAAAGCUUGACCCCACUUACAGUGCCGAGGCCUUCAGUUUAUUUCACAUGGGUCCAACUUAAAAAGAAAAAUGUAAAAAGCUUUUUUGUUAUUAACCCCCAAGUGGAUGAGACUAGGCCUUCUGCAUUGGAGAACCAUUUUUUAGGCCAUGUUCAUAGAGACCACUGCACCACAAAGCCCUCGCUCUCCGUUUGUAUGUGUCGACACUAUUUCCUACUUUUGUGAAAUAAAAAUUUAUAUAUAUAUUUUUUUCUUUUCGGUGAAUAACAUUUACAAUCCCACUCUCAGUCUCUCAUAAGAAUUAAAAUGUUUAAUUAAAUUCCACUGUAUAUAUACUGUACCAUUAAUUAUGCAUUCAAGAUUUCAUUAAAGUGUCUCUAUUCUCUUUGA